AUGUUCUCGGCCUGGAAGAGACCAAUGUUCCCAUCUAUUCAUGAGGACACGGUGCCCACCACUGCGUCCUUCGGCGCCAAAAUGUUCAACCUCACCUCCCAGGUCCUUGAACCUGCUCUCAACGGGACCCUGCCCGAGAGCAGCAGCUGCUUCCAGUCCGACUGGUGGAACUGGCUCAACACCAUCCAGCCCCCCUUCCUCUGGAUCCUCUUCCUACUGGCCACUCUGGAGAACACCUUUGUCCUCAGCGUCUUCUGCCUGCACAAGAGCAGCUGCAUGGUGGCGGAGAUCUACCUGGGCAACCUGGCCGUGGCAGACCUGAUCCUGGCCUUCGGGCUGCCCUUCUGGGCCAUCACCAUCGCCAACAACUUCGACUGGCUCUUCGGGGAAGCCCUCUGCCGCGUGGUGAACACCAUGCUCUACAUGAACCUCUACAGCAGCAUCUGCUUCCUCAUGCUGGUGAGCAUCGACCGCUACCUGGCCCUGGUGAAGACCAUGUCCAUGGGGCGGAUGCGCGGGGUGCGCUGGGCCAAGCUCUACAGCCUGGUGAUCUGGGGCUGUGCGCUGCUUCUGAGCUCGCCCAUGCUGGCCUUCCGCACCAUGCGGGAGUACGACGCCGAGGGCCACAACGUCACCGCCUGCGUCAUCAUGUACCCGUCCCGCACCUGGGAGGUCUUCACCAACAUCCUCCUGAACUCGGUGGGCUUCCUGCUGCCCUUGAGCGUCAUCACCUUCUGCACCGUGCAGAUCAUGCAGGUGCUGCGUAACAACGAGAUGCAGAAGUUCAAGGAGAUCCAGACGGAGAGGAAGGCCACGCUGCUGGUUCUGGCCGUCCUGCUGCUGUUCGUGGUCUGCUGGCUGCCCUUCCAGAUCAGCACCUUCCUGGACACGCUGCUGCGCCUCCAGGUCCUCUCGGGCUGCUGGAACGAGUAUGUGAUCGACGUCUUCACGCAGAUCUCGUCCUUCGUGGCUUACAGCAACAGCUGCCUCAACCCACUGGUGUACGUGAUCGUGGGCAAGCGCUUCCGCAAGAAGUCACGGGAGGUGUACACGUGGCUGUGCCGGCCAGGCGGCUGCGGGUCCCCGGAGCCCAGCCAGACGGAGAACUCCAUGGGCACGCUGCGGACCUCCAUCUCCGUGGAACGCCACAUUCACAAACUGUCGUAG
Molecule: messenger RNA, 1167 nt
Organism: Rangifer tarandus platyrhynchus (Svalbard reindeer)
Lineage: Eukaryota; Metazoa; Chordata; Mammalia; Artiodactyla; Cervidae
Source: the annotation of a GenBank genome assembly